Molecule: messenger RNA, 1721 nt
Organism: Saccostrea echinata
Lineage: Eukaryota; Metazoa; Mollusca; Bivalvia; Ostreida; Ostreidae
Product: target of rapamycin complex 2 subunit MAPKAP1-like
Exons: 11
Coding region: 50-1579 (509 amino acids)
Biological process (GO): TORC2 signaling
Cellular component (GO): plasma membrane; TORC2 complex; cytoplasm
Molecular function (GO): phosphatidylinositol-4,5-bisphosphate binding
Source: RefSeq, a predicted model, not a curated record
AAUGAGCUGAAACUUUGGUGCAAAGAUAGACUUCACAAAGAGCAGAGUCAUGGCGAUGAUGGACAAUACAGCUUUUUUACUCUCUCAUAUACGUAAUUCAUUUAUAACAAGUGAUGAUACGGGCAUGUGUGAAUUAAUCAUUGAGAAUGAUGAAGCUGACAGAGAUACAAAAAAAUCAUCCAGGCUAGAUGGAUCCCUAACUGACAGUGGUACAGAGUUUUCAGAUCAUGAACUUUCUACUUCUUACGACAUCCUUCCAGACAUGGGAUAUGGACAUAGAUUAAGAUCCAAUACUGCACAGAGACUGGAAAGAUUAAAGAAGGAGAAGAAAAGUCAACGAAAAGUGAAAAAUAUCUCAUGGCGCGACUGUCCAUCCGAUUACACAGCUGAAGAUAAAGGUCAUUUGUUUGAAAAGAAGUCUCUGCCCUACCCAGACUCGGACCCGGGCGAAUUUUCAAAAGCUUCCAAACUGUCUCAGCAAAUUGAAAACUAUGCUAAUCUGGGAGAAAAUCCAUUCCUUGAAUAUGCAAAGUUUGAUGGAAGGGCAAGUGUGGGAACUCUCUCUAAGAAAAUUGACAUAUUUUUAACCAUGUGUCCACCAGGAAUGAGGGAAUAUCCAAUCACAGUCAUUGUUGUAGCAACAGCUAAAAUUCAAGAUCUGAUUGGUCUAAUUUGCUGGCAAUACACCAAUGAAGAAAGAGAACCCAAGCUGAAUGAGAACAUAGAGAUGUACUGCCUUCAUAUCGCUGAAGAUGAUGGAGAAGUAGACACAGAUUUCCCCAGUCUGGAUAAUAGAGAACCUGUCUCUAAGUUUGGAUUCUCUAAGCUGGCUCUGGUAGAAAAAGACAUUCCUCCCCCGGCCAAUAACCGCUCCACACAUGUUGUAACUGUGCAUGUUCCAAACAGAGGUUUUAACAAAUUUCAAGUAGAGAAUAUGAAUACAACAAUUAGAGAAAUUCUACAGAGAGUGUUAAAGAGGAGGAAAGUCAAGAUAAGACCAGGUCAGCAGUACAAUAUGGAGAAACAGAGUGAGCCCGGCGUGUCAUUAGAGCUGGAUGCUACACUGGCCAGCAUGGACACACUUGAGUUCUGUCUUGUCAGGGAAAACAGUACAAGAGGGGAAAUGGAGGAUGAGAGAGAAGGUGACAUGUCCACCAUCGCAGACUCGCUGACGAGUCACCAGUAUAAGAGUUACAUAGUCAACAUGAUACACAGACUCCGGACUAACACAGAAGUUCAGCUAGGGAUAAGUGGGGAGAAAGUAGAAAUAGACCCAGUAGGAACAAAGGGUUCCGUCAAGUUCCUACGACAAAAAGCAGCUACUUAUCCAGCGGAUACGAUAGCCUCAGCAGACAUAAUAGAGGAAAAAUCAAAUGGGAAAUCACUGUUCCGCCUGACCUAUUUUACUGAUAAAGACAGUUAUAAACACCAUGACUUUGAAACUGAUGAAGAUAUAGCUAACGAAAUAGUGCAAAAAAUUAAAAAUAUUCUGGAAAUGAGGCUUAGUCCUGUACGAAAGGAUUAUGUUGCUAACAAGGAAAGGAAGCUAAAGAAGAGAGAGUCGUUAAGAUUUAGUUAGCAUUUAUCAUUCAUAAAUUUAUACCGUGUCAAACUAUCUCAGGUGCAGUUUACCACAGAUACAUGUAUAUGGAUUGCAGAAAACAAUAUGUAGAAAUAAAUAUGAAAAAAAUCUUUAAAAUAAAAAAGAUCUCAGAAAAUAA